GUAGACGGCUUAUAUCAUCGAAACAUCGUUGAUAUUGCGCUUGCAGCCAUUCAGGAUCCCACCACAUUCAGUGCACUGAAUACCACGCCCUUCGAACAACGCUAUGGGACCUCUGAUGGCCGCGAUAUACGGAUCUACUCGGAGGCUUACAACUCGGACGCUGCUCUGAGAGCGUAUCGAGAAGUGAGCGCAGUACCACGACAAGCAAGAGAUACUAUGGAACGAAUCGUUAUUCUAGUCGACUUCUACUCGGACGGAACUCUUCUUGCUAACUUCGGCGAGGCUUCUCUUCAUCCCAUCUAUAUGUUUUUCGCCAAUCAGUCGAAGUAUACACGAAGUAAGCCCACAUCAAAAUCAUGUCAUCACCUCGCGUACAUUCCUGAUCUGCCUUCCGGCUGGCAAAACACGUACACAGAUAGAUUCAAAAAGCCACCCACGAAGGACGUCCACACGCACAUGCGACGCGAGCUCAUGCAGGCUGUAUGGCGACUUUUACUGAGUGACAAGCGUCUGCGCCGUGCCUAUGACAAGGGACUCGUAUCCAUUUGUGGAGAUGGCCUCACCCGCCGAGCAUUCAUUCGGUUCAACACAUAUGCAGGCGACUUUCUGGAAAAGCAAUUUCCUUGUCCGCGCUGCCUUAUUCCUAAGGAUCAAUUGGCCGACUUGGGAACACCACGCGACAUGCGGAUGCGGUCAAAGUUCCGAGAGGACUCUGAGCAUCGACAGGGUCUAGUAGAGCAGGCGCGUAAUAGGAUCUUCAAGAAAGGUUAUUCUGUCAAUUCAACACGAGUGAAGUCUCUUCUCGAGGAAGGAUCAUUUACACCUACAACUAACGCUUUCUCGGAGUUCUUGCUACCGAGAGGCGUGAACUUUUUUUCGCUAUUCGCAGUUGAUCUCCUGCAUGAAUUCGAGCUCGGCGUGUGGAAAACUGUCUUCACACACUUGAUCCGAAUUCUC
Molecule: messenger RNA, 957 nt
Organism: Coniophora puteana RWD-64-598 SS2
Lineage: Eukaryota; Fungi; Basidiomycota; Agaricomycetes; Boletales; Coniophoraceae
Exons: 4
Source: RefSeq, a predicted model, not a curated record